UCAGCUGUUUGAACGUUCCAAUUUGUGCCGUGAGCCGCGCCGCAGCGGCCGCACAGGCUUCCAGCCCCGUGGGCGAGCGCCGCAGCUCCGAGCGCCCGCCGCCGCCGCCGCCUCCCCGCCCGCCGCCCGCGAUGCAGCCCGGCCUGUGAGCCGCCGUCGAGCCCUGGGACGCCCCCGCCGCACAACUACCUCAGCACCGCCCCGCCCGCUGCACCGCGCAGGUGCCCAGGUUUUGCCCUGCCGUAGGGCGCCCCCGUGAGGCCGGUCCACGCCCCACGCCCCACGAUGUUCCAGCGCCUCACCAGCCUCUUCUUCGGCGCCCCCCCACCCCCUGAAGACUCCGAGUGCCCCCGCGCCUUCGUCUCGGAGGAGGAUGAGGUGGACGGCUGGCUUAUCAUUGACCUGCCGGACAGCUACGCGGCUCCAGGGGCCACUCCUGCCCCCGCGGGCCGCCCUCCGCCCGCACCCUCCUUGAUGGACGAGAGCUGGUUUGUUACCCCUCCCGCCUGUUUUACUGCAGAGGGGCCUGGCCUCGGGCCCGCCCGCCUCCAGAGCAGCCCCCUGGAGGACCUCCUUAUCGUGCGGCCGAGCAUGUCUAUUUACGACUACGGCAGCUAUAUAAUGCCUGGAGGGAGAUGGCGUCUUCCCCUACAGAGCCCUGCUUGUCCCUGCAGGGAGCUGGCGCCCGCCCGCCGCGAGCCCCGGGCCCUGCACCACGCCGCCGCUCCUCUGCCAGCGCGGGCCGUGCUGCUGGAGAAGGCGGGCCAGGCGCGGCGGCUGCAGCGGGCCCGACAGCGGGCCGAGCGCCAUGCGCUGAGCGCCAAGGUGGUGCAGCGGCAGAACCGCGCCCGAGAGAGCCGUCCGCGCCGGCCCAAGCACCAGGGCAGCUUCGUCUACCAACCGUGCCAGCGCCAGUUCAACUACUGAACGUCCGCCGGCCACGCCACGGACCCCUUGCCCUCUCCUGCCCCGCCUCGGGCCCCUCCGCCGCAGCCAGUGCGCUGCUCGAGGGGCGGCCACGGCCAGUCUCGGUCUAGGCACCGUGACCUCCCUCCUUCAAGUGUGUGAGUGGGGUGCUAGCCCUUCCUUCCUGGACCCCCUUGGCUUCCCCAUCUCUGACCCUCGAAUCCGCCCCAAGUCCGCUCAGCCUCCUGCCCCCGUCCCCACGCCCAGCACCUGACUCUCCGUCCGUCUUUCCUUGUCCAGUCUGCAUCCCUGGCCUUCCCUGCACCCUUCCCGUCCUGGCCCACCCCUUUUUCUCAGCCUCUUCCACUCCCGGGCCCACAGUCACCUCCCACCUUACAUGGCUCACCCUUUCACACGUCUGGCAUUACCCUCACUCCUGUCCCCUUAUUAUUCAUUCCCAGUAAUUCCCUCCCAAGUGCAUAAAGGGAGGGGACCCUGAGGCCAGCUCUGAUGACCUGUGUGGUGCGGGCAGCUGGCCUUGACCUCCAGUAGGGACUCAGGCCCAGGGUUUGCUUCUAGUCUUCCCCCUUCCCUUGGCCCUGGGGGACUGGGCUCCUUGGAGCUGCUUAGGCCCAGGACGGCAAAGUAUGUGGAAGAGGACUGUGAGAUGUGCGCCAGAGGGAGAAGGUGGAGGGAGUCGAGGGACAGAGGCAGCCUACGGAGACGCUGACAGGACGGACAGGUUGCCAAGGUGUGGGGAGCAGGGCACUGGGGGAGCUGGCACUGUGCUUGCUCAGAGAGGUCAAGCCCUGCUCCCGGGCUAGAGCCUGGAGUCCGCCCCCACUUCCUUUCCUGUAACCCCACCUGUCAGAUCCUUUCCUGAGAUCCGCCCUCUGCAGGGCUCAGUCAGUACCCUGCCUCCCUACCCCUGCUGUGCCUCCACAGGAGUAGAAGCUGGGCAAAGGCCCUGCGAUUCUGGCCAUCUGUUAAACACGCCCAAGGUGCUAGAACUUGUGUAGGGGAGAUGCAGGCCUGAAGGCUUCUGGGCAUGGGGAGGGUCGACACCCCUCCCCUCCAGGAUAAGGAGGAUACAAGCUGUGGGGUGGAGUCAUCCCAAGACUGACAGCUUGGCCUUCAUCUUGCCUCGGGCCUUGUGUUUCACACCCCUCAGUAUGGCUAUUAUACACUCCCGGAAGGAGGCUCGAAGGCCCCCACCCCCACCCCAGGCUGUCCCCCUCCAGAGUCAGGACCUUCAAGGGGGCCUCUCUUCCUUUCCAGGCUGCUGGGGAGACAUGGGUGCCCGAUAGCUCCCCCUCCCCUCUUCACCAGUAAGCACCCAGAGAAGGAACCUGCAUCUCUGGGUGAGACGGAGGGGACUGGGCACCCAGUGCCUCCUCACGAUGGCACUGAAUUUUGGGCUCAGACACCAGCAACAGCCUCUUGGGAUGCCCUGAGUUGCUUCCCACUUCCUCUUCCUCGCUGUCCUUUUCUCGUGUGUGCUCUUUAGUCUUUGAAACUCUGAAGACUUCCUGUUACAUAAGAACAUAGGUCUAGCCCCGCACCCCAAUUCCAAGUUUCCAAGGAAGCUUGGAGAAAACUCUGCAUUCCCAUGAGGGCAAAGACAGCUGCCCUCCCUGACUACAGCUCCAGGCCUCAGGUGGGGGUGUGGGGAAGGGAGGGGCCUGUGGAUACUGGGAUGGGGAGAGGAAGCCCUGUUGGGUCUCCUAUUCCAGAGAAUAAGCCACACUGAAAGAAAAAGCAGCUCAGAGUCCCCACAGCAGCCCCUCGGGGCUCCUCUAGCUCCUCUCCAUAAACUGUCCUCCAGUUAGAGCCUCACCACUUGUAUUCUUCCAGCUAUCCCUUGGCCACUUCACAGCCAGGUUGGGAUUUCAGCCCUUCCAAGAGCUCAAACUCCAGCUCUUCUUGCCUACUCUCACUGCCAGCUGGGGCCUAGGCUCAGUCCUAGAUGGUGCCCAUGAUCCUUCUGGUGGGGGAAGAGCUCGAGUUCUCCAGCAUUUGGCUCAAAUAUUGAAAGGUCCUUCUGGAUGGAGGCUCCUGUAGUUCUAGAACCUUCCAGCCACCCACCUGGCUGGUUGCAAGGGUCAUACUUUUUUGUACUUUCCUCUAGAUUCUGUAGCAUCUGAGUGUGGCAAUAUUUUAAUUGUGUGUAGAUUUCUAAGAACCCACACUACUUGGUCUCCUGCUAGUCUGACUCCUGAAGCAUCAGACCUUGUCAUACUGUAUUGACUGUGUAUGUGCCUUUCACCUUGAGCAUGCUUCAGGAUUUUGUUUUCUUAACCACAGAACUUGAAUACACGAGGGAACCAGAAUUCAAAGUCCUAUGCAACCUUAGACAGGAGGGGUUAGAGUCUGUGCUGACUGGUGUUUUCAGAGACCCUGGAGAAGUCUGUAUCCGUUUGUGAGUAUUAGUGUUAACAUACCAGCACUUUGCCAAAACUAAGGAUGUCGGAGACCCUUCUUUCUAGAGUGAGUCCCAGCUACAUUAAAGGGUGACUUCCAGCUGUUCUUCACUAGGUGAGUGGUUCCCUCAAGCUGUCACUUUCUAGCCUUUGCCAGCCUAGCCCCAGCAGGGCACCUCGUGUGUAUGAGUGCAGUUUGGUGCUGUUUUGGAGUAUGCCUGCUCCCCAGCCCCAUGCCUGGAACCCUCUGAUCAACUUGUUCUGACCCAUGAUGUCUUCGGUGCAACAGGGACCCCACUAGAGCUCUUGGACGCUUCCCCAGCUCCAUGUGGGCUUUACGUGAGGGGACUGAAUGCAGACACACUACAGCCCAUUUCUAAUACUCUCCCUCUUACCCUGACACCAAGUUCCAAGUGGAACCAAGCUGAGUGCAUCCCUGUUGGGUAUUUUGUGUUGAGACUGGCUGAAAUGAGGAGACUUUGGUUGACCACGUUGUGAUGUGUCGACAGACUCAAGGACACAACCACCUCGACCUGGUCAUGUGGCAUGCCUGUGUAUGUGUGUAACAGGAUUCUGAUUGUUAGACUGUAAUGCUGUUCCUCUACGGGAGAAAAAAAAUUAAUAUAAAGAAAAACAAAUAAAAAUCUAUUUAAAGCA
Messenger RNA from Oryctolagus cuniculus (rabbit), 3983 nucleotides. NCBI's taxonomy places the organism in Eukaryota, Metazoa, Chordata, Mammalia, Lagomorpha, Leporidae. The record is from RefSeq and is a predicted model, not a curated record.